Molecule: messenger RNA, 339 nt
Organism: Staurois parvus
Lineage: Eukaryota; Metazoa; Chordata; Amphibia; Anura; Ranidae
Source: the annotation of a GenBank genome assembly
UCAUGCUGCUGCCAGGUCCAGAGUCUCUCAUGGGUCCCUGUACGGCCUCCCAUUGCUGCUGUCUCCAUCGCCACACUCUGCCAUGUGCCACUUUCAGGUCUCCUCACACUGCUGGUGUGUUCCAUUUUUUGUCAUAGGGUGCUGGCAGAUUACGGGCCUCCCAUAGCUGCUGCCAGGCCCCUAAUCUGCCAUGGGCCCCUAUACCGCCUCCUCAUGCUGCUGCCAAGUCCAGAGUCUCUCAUGGGUCCCUGUACGGCCUCCCAUUGCUGCUGUCUCCAUCGCCACACUGUGCCAUGUGCCACUUUCAGGUCUCCUCACACUGCUGGUGUGUUCAAUUUU